Molecule: messenger RNA, 936 nt
Organism: Dibothriocephalus latus
Lineage: Eukaryota; Metazoa; Platyhelminthes; Cestoda; Diphyllobothriidea; Diphyllobothriidae
Source: the annotation of a GenBank genome assembly
AUGACGGGCUCUUUGGACACCGGCCCACCGCCGGGACUAGGGAACCGUUCCAGAGCCAAAAUGACCUGGCUUGCUAGACACUUACUCACAACCGUUUUUCUCCUCGGAUUUUUGACAUCAGCUGAAAGCGAGCGCUUAUCCUCAGUGCCAUACUACCGCGUCGACCUACACCUGCGACAAAGAGACGAUGCGGUGGUUUUACAUUGUCCGGCAUAUCAUGCUCGUGCGGGUGAUAUUGUCGUUUACGAGGAAGCAACAGGAGGCGAAAUUAUGAGAGCGGAAGUGCAGAAGAAUGCGGCUGUUCGACGAUUGAAACUACUGGCCAGCUCACUGUAUGCGGUAAACGCCACGCACCGGCGCUUCUGUCGUCUGCAGAGAGUCGAAUCGGGUACUCAAGAUCUGCGAACUGUCUCUCUGACAGAGUUUAUUAUUCACCGCACAGGACCGGAUGCUGAUUUGAGUGCGGCCUUCGAGUUCUUCAACUACAAUCCGAAAGAGACACGUACCAUUCCCGUCAAGGAGGGUGACCCCGUUCUCCUCUCCUGUCCACAAAAGUCACCGAAGGGAAAGCAACACGAGCGGAAAGCGCUUUGGUUCCGAGCGGCUGGAGAGCAACCGAUUUCUUCUACAAAGAAUAAUCAACUGUAUCUUGCCUCUGUGGGGCCUGAAGAUGUCGGCGUCUACUACUGUGCUUGGCAAGAGAGUACACAGCGUUCAAGCCCUUUUCUGACUGUUACAAAAUUUAUUCUAGGAACGGAAGCAGGUGCCGUGCUACCACCAACUCCCACCGAAACUACCACAGUUGGUGACCACUCGAUACGAUUUACCUGCCAGCAAACUGUUCAACCAUCUGAUACAAUCGUGUGGGAGAAGCCAGGUGGAAUCGUGUUCCUAAACCAUGCUGGAGACAAUAGUAUCACUCAGAAACCCACAGAA